UCAUUCUGUUAAGAAAACUCAAAACCAACUUACAAUCCCAAAAUUUCUAAUAUAAAUACAAACCAGAAAAUUGUAGCCAACAGAUUAAUUAAGAGCGAAAAAUUCCACUUCGUGUUAUUAAAAAUUAAUACCAAAAGAGAUAGAAGGAUAAAAAUCAUGAUGAAUCCAAGAGGUGGAUACACUGGUUUUCGGCCCAGAAGAUAUAAUCUCCGCAGCACCUCUCAAAAUCUUCCAACCAGUUUUCAGCCAAAUACAGAAUGGAAGGAAGAAGAUGCAGCUCUAGUUUUACUUGUAUAUCUUCCUGGUUUCUUGAAAGAGCAAGUAAGUGUUGCAGCAGACGAACUGCAAAGUAAUAUCAGAGUUUAUGGAGAGCGUAUACUCGCAAAUAACAUGCGCAGUCGCUUUAAUACAGCUCACAUCGUUCCCAAAAAUUGUGACCUGAGCCAAAUGAAAUUGGAGUUUGCUGGUGGGAUCCUAACCAUCAGGAUUCCGAAAAACAUUCCUGCUGUAAAAAGUACUGAUACUGGAGAAUUGGAGGCCACAGCUAGCCAAGAGGAUCCUGGGCUUCAAGACUCCACAGGAAAACCAAAGCCUGAGAAGAAUGGAGAAGAGACUCCUUCAGGGAGAACCUCAACCACCUUUGCCAAAGAAACAGAAGGGAAAGAUGUUAAAGCUCUAAGCCCCCAAAAGGCAGCCAGCGAAGAGGUAUCUCAAAAGGGUCAAGAUGAAGCUCCUCAAAAAGCUGAUUUACUGGUUAAUACCACAAAACAAGUAGAGGAGAAGAGUGCAGGGUUAGAUGGUGAAAAGGCUCAUCAAAUUGUCACCGAAAAGAAAGAAAAGAAUGAAGCAAACGGGAAGCCUGUUGAAGAGGAAAAGCCCGAGAAAGUUGCUGAAAAGCCUUCGAAAGAAGAGGAGAAAAGUGAGGAACCAAAGAUAGCUGAGAAAGUUGUUGAAAAGCCUUCGGUGAAAGGAGAGGAAAAGGAUGAGAAAGGUGAGGAACCAAAGAUAGCUGAGAAAGUUGUUGAAAAGCCAUUGGCAAAGGAAGAGGAAAAGGAUGGGAAAAGUGAGGAACCAAAGACAGCUGAGAGUGUUGUCCUGAAGAAGGAGGAGGAGGAGGAGAAGAAUGAGACAGCUGCUGGUGAUGAUAAAGAGAAGUCUAACAAGGAUAUUUCUAAGGAUGCAGAGAAUGCAAGAGCUUCUGCUAACAAGGACGAGGACAUGAAGAAUGAUGAGAAUCAACUGAUAGUGAAUAUUUUUGUGGCAGUUUCAAUAAUUAUGGCAGUUGGAGCACAUUUCUAUAGCAUUUUUAGCUCAUCUGGCAAGAUCUAAAGCUAUGUUCCAAGAACAAGACUGUGGCAUGAAAAUAUGGCAGUAUCAAUAAAUACUAUAUCUGAAAGCAUCUCUAGAACAGUUGAGAUGCAAGUAUUGAGAUCGCAUGUUUAUUAUAUUUUAAGCACAUAUACUUAAUAUGAGCAUAUUUCAUCUUUUUUUAAAAUAAAUAAAUAAAUAAUGGAACAUGUUUUAUCAUUAA
Messenger RNA from Populus trichocarpa (black cottonwood), 1531 nucleotides. Its product is annotated as inactive protein RESTRICTED TEV MOVEMENT 2. The coding region runs from base 157 to 1329 and encodes 390 amino acids. NCBI's taxonomy places the organism in Eukaryota, Viridiplantae, Streptophyta, Magnoliopsida, Malpighiales, Salicaceae. The record is from RefSeq and is a predicted model, not a curated record. The transcript is spliced from 2 exons.